Enhydra lutris kenyoni (northern sea otter) is the source of this 5076-nucleotide messenger RNA. RefSeq names its product shroom family member 4. Gene Ontology annotation, biological process: actin filament organization. Gene Ontology annotation, cellular component: adherens junction; cortical actin cytoskeleton; apical junction complex. Bases 1 to 4464 code for a protein of 1487 amino acids. The record is from RefSeq and is a predicted model, not a curated record. The transcript is spliced from 9 exons. Gene Ontology annotation, molecular function: actin filament binding. NCBI's taxonomy places the organism in Eukaryota, Metazoa, Chordata, Mammalia, Carnivora, Mustelidae.
AUGGAGAACCGGCCUGGGUCCUUCCAGUACGUCCCUGUGCAGCUGCAAGGGGGCGCGCCCUGGGGCUUCACCCUUAAGGGGGGUCUGGAACACUGCGAACCGCUCACGGUGUCUAAGAUUGAAGAUGGGGGCAAGGCAGCCUUGUCCCAGAAGAUGAGGACUGGUGAUGAGCUGGUGAAUAUCAAUGGCACUCCAUUGUAUGGCUCCCGCCAGGAGGCCCUCAUCCUCAUCAAAGGCUCCUUCCGGAUCCUCAAGCUGAUUGUCAGGAGGAGAAACGCCCCUGUCAGUAGGCCGCACUCAUGGCAUGUGGCCAAGCUGCUGGAGGGAUGCCCUGAAGCGGCCACCACCAUGCAUUUCCCUUCUGAAGCCUUCAGCUUGUCCUGGCAUUCCGGCUGCAACACGAGUGACGUGUGUGUGCAGUGGUGCCCACUCUCCCGCCACUGCAGCACUGAGAAAAGUAGCUCCAUCGGCAGCAUGGAGAGCCUAGAGCAACCAGGCCAAGCUACCUACGAGGGCCACCUCUUGCCCAUAGAUCAGAACAUGUACCCCAACCAGCGCGACUCAGCUUAUAGCUCCUUCUCGGCCAGCUCGAAUGCCUCUGACUGCGCCCUUUCCCUCAGGCCAGAGGAGCCGGGCUCUGCAGAUUGCCUCACGCAAGGCCCCGGGCCAACAAAAGCCCCUAAUGGCCGGCCCAGCAUGGCCGAGACCUCAGGAGGUAGCCGGCGUACCACCGGGGGCCCCCUGACUCCCAGCUCCCAGCUGUCAUCCCGCCCGCAGGAGGCCCACCACUCAGGGCCUGCCAAGGCUACCAGAGGCCCACCACAGCCUCCAGUGAGGCGAGAUAGUCUGCAGGCCUCCAGAGCCCAGCUCCUCAAUGGAGAGCAGCGCAGGGCAUCUGAGCCUGGGGACUCCUCACACCAGAAGGAGAAAGUGAGUUUAGACACCAUGCUAUCCCCAAGGAACCCGAGCAGGUUCUGCUGCCUCAGUGGGCAAGACCAAGUGGCAAAUGAGGGCCAGCAGAACUGUGAACUCAGCCAAGUUUCUGAAUCCAGCCAGCAGGACUCUGAGCAUCUACUGAUGGAGGCCUCAGCCAAAGCUGUCGGAUUCCCAAAAGUGUAUGAUAAAGCUUCCAGCGUAGAUUCCAGCCAGCUCAACAAGGCUUCGGCAGAGCUAGCUAAGACUUCAUCUUUUGGCAGUCCCCCACACCUCACAGGACUCACCAGGCAUCGCCACAGUGCCCCAGAACAGCUGCUGGCAUCCCACUUACAGCACGUGCACCUUGAUGCCAGGGGCAGCAAGGGCAUAGAGCUCCCAGCUGGGCAAGAUGGCCAUGAGUGGACUCUGUCACCUUUGCAUAGCAGCCACACAGGGAAGAUAAGUCCAUGUCCCCCUCCCGGAGGAGCCCAGGACCAGCCCAGCAAAGAAAGAAAGGCCAGACAACUGGAUGAUAGGCCCUUGGGUUCAGGGCAUCAGAGCCCAAGCAGUUCACCACACAGAGAGGCUGAUGGACACCCUCCAGAGAAAGGUUUCCAGGACCCAAACAGAGAGUGCCGAGCAGACAUUGACCUAGCCAGCCAGCAGCCCUCUGCCUCUGGCUCCCUUGUUCAACAAGCCAGGGACUGUUCUUCAACCACUAAAGGAGCUGGCAGCACAGAGGCCACUGAAGAAGGAGAGUGUGGCCGGGUGGGUGGUAGACGGAAUGGAGGGCCCCGGGGCCGCUCAAUCCAAAACAGGCGGAAGAGUGAGCGUUUUGCUACCAAUCUGCGUAAUGAAAUCCAGAGGAGGAAGGCCCAGCUCCAGAAAAGCAAGAACCCCUUGUCGCAGUUGUGUGACACUAAGGAGCCUGUAGAGGAGACUGAGGAGCCCCUAGAAAGUACUCCACUUCCUGCCUCUAACUCAUCUCUUCUGUCCUCAUGUAAAAAACCACCUAGCCCCAGAGACAAGCUCUUCAACAAGAGCAUGAUCCUCAGGGCUCAGUCUUCAGAGUGCCUCAGCCAAGCCCCAGAGGGCCAUGAAUCGACAGGCUUGGAGGGAAAAAUAAGCCCUGCCCAGAGGCCUGGCCAUCCCUCUGUGGGCCUGAACACCUGGUGGAAAGCAUCUGAGCCCUCCUCGUCAGACUCUGAGAAAACUAGUGUUCACCACAGAGUCCGUGGAGGUCACUGGCGGUGGUCUCCAGAGCACAACCUGCAGCCACAUGUGGCACUAGCCAUGGAAGGCCCUCCUAACCCAGGUGACAGCAAGGAAUUGAAGGCUUCUGCUACCCAAGCUGGGGAGGAAGCCAUCCUCUUGCCCUUUGCAGACAGAAGAAAGUUCUUUGAAGAGAGCAGCAAAUCCUUCUCUGCAUCUCAUUUGCCAGGUUUAACCACUCACAGCAGUAAGACUUUUACCCAGAGACCAAAACCUAUAGACCAAAAUUUCCAGCCAAUGAGCUCCAGCUACAGGGAACUGAGGCGCCAUCCGAUGGACCAGUCCUACCAUUCCACAGACCAGCCAUAUCGUGCUCCAGACCAAUCGUAUCAUUCCCUGUCACCCCUUCAGUCAGAAACUCCCACCUACUCCGAAUGUUUUGCAAGCAAAGGUCUAGAACAAUCCAUGUGCUGCAAGCCACUGCACUGCAGUGAUUUUGAGUACCGCAGGACCUGCUCUUACUCCUGUGGCAUCCAGGGAGCCGUAGUCCAUGACCCUUGCAUUUAUUGUCCUGGAGAGCUCUGCCCAGCUCUGAGGAAGAGAAACAUGAUGCCCAACUGCUACAGCUGUCGAUGCCACCACCACCAGUGCAUCCGAUGUGCAGCGUGCUAUCAUAACCCCCAGCAUGGUGGCCCUGAGGACAGCAGCCUGGCGCCUGGCACCACCUGGAAACCCAGGAAGCCCACAGUGCAGGAAUUUCCUGGGGACAAAUGGAAACCAAUAACAGGAAACAGGAAGACCAGCCAGUUAGGGAGGGAAAUGGCUCAUUCCAAGGCUAGCUUGUCUUGGGCAACACCGUUCCAUCCUUGCCUUGAGAACCCAGCACUGGACUUGUCAAGCUACCGAGCGAUCUCUUCCCUUGACCUUCUCGGAGACUUCAAGCACUCCUCGAAAGAAACAGAGGAAACUUCCGCUUAUGAGGAGGGGAGCUCCAUGGCCUCCAUGCCCCGCCCGCUGCGGAGUCGUGCCUUCUCAGAGAGUCACAUCAGCUUGGAGCCACAGAGCUCUGGGGCCUGGGGGCAGCAUAGGAGAGAGCUCUUUACCAAAGUUGAUGAGACCCAGCGGGAUCCUCUGGGAGCCCGAAAGAAGGCCUUUCCUCCUCCUCGCCCUCCUCCUCCCAACUGGGAGAAGUACAGGCUUUUCCGGGCAACCCAGCAGCAGCAGCAGCAGCAACAGAAGCAGCAACAAGAGGAGGAGGAAGAGGAGGAAGAAGAGGGAGAAGAGGAGGAAGAGGAGGAAGGGGGAGAGGAUGAAGGGGAGGAGGAGGAGCUGCCCCCCCAGUAUUUCAGUUCAGAAACCACUGGUAGCAGUGCCCUCCAUCCUGAAGAGGUCCUGGAGCAGCCACAACCCCUGGGCUUUGGCCACUCGGAGGCUUCGAAGCAGAGCUCACAGAGCCCCCCAGCAGAACAAGAGUCCUCUGGUCUCCACCCCAGCGAUUUCCUGCCUCCAGUGAGGGGCCACUUGGGAUCUCAACCUGAGAAGACUCAGCCCCCUUGCUGUUACAGUACGGGUGGGCUUUGGAGGACAUCAGAGAAGGAAAUCGCCAACUCCCCCAAACAAGAAUUUCAGCACUUCUCACCUCCUCUGGGGGCCCCAGGGAUGCCUACCUCUUACUCAGCCUAUUACAAUAUUUCUGUGGCCAAGGCAGAACUGUUGAACAAGUUGAAAGACCAACCCGAAAUGGCAGAGAUUGGCCUGGGAGAGGAAGAAGUUGACCAUGAACUGGCUCAAAAAAAGAUACAGCUUAUUGAGAGCAUCAGUAGAAAGCUUUCUGUCCUGCGGGAGGCCCAGCGAGGACUGCUAGAGGACAUCGGUGCCAAUUCUGCCCUUGGGGAGGAGGUGGAAGCCAACCUAAAAGCGGUCUGUAAAUCCAAUGAGUUUGAAAAAUACCGUUUGUUUAUCGGGGACCUGGACAAAGUGGUCAACCUGUUGCUGUCCCUCUCUGGACGACUGGCCCGGGUGGAGAAUGCUCUCAACAGCAUCGAUUCAGAGGCCAACCAGGAGAAGUUGGUGCUGAUAGAGAAGAAGCAGCAGCUGACAGGGCAGUUGGCAGACGCCAAGGAGCUGAAGGAGCAUGUGGACCGCCGGGAGAAGCUGGUGUUUGGCAUGGUCUCCCGCUACCUGCCUCAGGACCAGCUCCAAGACUACCAGCACUUUGUGAAGAUGAAAUCUGCUCUCAUCAUCGAACAGCGAGAGCUGGAGGAGAAGAUCAAGCUUGGGGAAGAGCAGCUAAAAUGUCUCAGGGAGAGCCUACUCCUGGGGCCCAGCAAUUUCUAAUCCACCAGCAGACUGACAUGCCGUCCCUGCCCAGACACAAUGGGAAGUGCUUUCAACCUUUGUUAGCAGUUUGUUAGCAAGUAGAUAGCAGUUAGUUAGCAGUUUGUUCCAUAGCCUCUACCUUGGACAUCUGUCACUGCCCCUCACCUAGCAAUGCCCCCAACCAGCUAGGAGUCCCUGAGGAGGCCCCAAACUUCUACCCUAGGGAGAAGCAAGAAGCAGGAGGUGCCUGCAGCAAGGUGUGAUUAUACAACCACAGUCUCCUUCCCACGGUUUGCAUAGGCAAGCACUCACUGCACACAGAACCAAAAAAUGUCUUCAUUCUUCUUGGUACCAGGACUCCAAAGACAUCAUGCACUCACCACCCAUCCACACCACAAUCAGCCUCUCGAGGCUCAGAGAGAAUCUGCCUGUGUAGCUCCAUCCUGCCCAAAGUUCAUUGCCCAGCCAUUUCCCACAGAGAUCUGAAUAUCUCGAAGGUAUCACUCACCAGCAAUUUAAGGGCCUCAUGUAAGCUUUGCAGUGGGAAGCACAGAAGAAGAUAUUACACGAAACAGAAUGUAAGCAAAGACUGGGAAUCCCUAGGUGCCCCUGCAGAAGCUAGGCUUACAC